Culex pipiens pallens (northern house mosquito) is the source of this 927-nucleotide messenger RNA. RefSeq lists its product as uncharacterized. The record is from RefSeq and is a predicted model, not a curated record. Lineage: Eukaryota; Metazoa; Arthropoda; Insecta; Diptera; Culicidae. Bases 166 to 486 code for a protein of 106 amino acids. The transcript has 3 exons.
GAAGAAAAAUAAAAUUCUGUCAAAAUUUCAACGCACAGCGCAACGCCUACCGCGACCAAAACUCCGCCCGUUGCUAUGCGUGAGCAAUGAAAAACAUAAAUAGCUGCGCGCGCGCUUGGCAACGCCCCCCUUGGUAACGAAUCAACAAGCCGAAAAGCGCACCGCAUGGGUGUCUGGCGGCCCCGGCCAGCCCUGGCCUAUGACCCGAAUGUCGAAUCGGGCAUCCGGGAUGAUGACGAUGACGAUGACGAUGACCUGGCAGAACUCGCAGUGGCCUAUUUCGAGCGGCUCAACGAGCUAGACCGCGCGUCAGUGGUUCACGAACCGAGAUCGCUAGCGGAACUCGCUUUCGCAGCGAUCCCGGUUACGGAACCACUCGACGAUUGGACCUCUAAUCAGAUGGAAACCUCGCCACCUAUCAGGACUGGAAAACCAAAUCUUUUUGGUAACACAGAGGUAAUUGUAUGUAGUAACACGGUUUGGUAAUAUUUAUUCUAACCUAUUUGUUUUACGUUUAUCUUCCUCAGAUUUGAUCGCUGCUUAUCGGAUUCAUUCGGUCCUCGACGGGAGAUUGAAGGAGCUUUGGGGUGUGACGACAUUUACCAAUGAACUGUAACCUGCCUUUUUUUGAUGAAAUAAAGCUUGGAUGUCACCGAUAUUGUUAUUGUUGUUUUUAUUUUAGACUUAAAAAGUUGGUCCGCAACAGAUAGUUUUGUUUUAAAGUUGUAUUUAAUAUGAAAAAAAAACUAUGAGGAUUUAACGAGGGCGGUAGAAUUUCUCUUUCACCUCUAAAUAAAAAUGAAUUUAAAAAACAUGUGGGCUCGACCACAAAAUAAGACAUUAAACAUGAGAAAUCUAAAUAUUACUAAACUGCCCCUGAUCAUAAAUGUCCCAUAUGCAUUUUCAUCGAUUUCGAGUUAUUGCUUG